AUGGAGGGAGAAACAUCAUACACAGCAGGUUCACCACCAUUUUUUGAUGGUGAGGAGUACGAAUUAUGGGCUGCAAGGAUGACCACUCAUCUUGAAGCUUUGGAUCUUUGGGAGGCAGUAGAAGAAAACUAUGAUGUUUCUGAACUACCUUUAGAUCCAAUGGUGGCUCAGAUGAAGAAUCACAGAGAAAGGAAGACCAAAAAGGCUAAGGCUAAAAAUUGCCUUUUCUCUGUUGUGUCAAAAUUUUUUUUUACAAUAAUUAUGAACUUUAAGUCUGCCAAACAGAUUUGGGAUUAUCUCAGAUCAGAAUAUCAAGGCUAUGAAAGAACCAAAGGCAUGCAAGUACUCAACUUGAGCAGAGAAUUCAAGAUGCAGAGCAUGAAAGAGACUAAAACAAUUAAAGGCUACGCUGACCGGCUGUUAGGCAUAGCAAAUAGAGUGAGGCUGUAA
Molecule: messenger RNA, 450 nt
Organism: Glycine soja
Lineage: Eukaryota; Viridiplantae; Streptophyta; Magnoliopsida; Fabales; Fabaceae
Exons: 1
Coding region: 1-450 (149 amino acids)
Source: RefSeq, a predicted model, not a curated record